Molecule: messenger RNA, 2615 nt
Organism: Cololabis saira (Pacific saury)
Lineage: Eukaryota; Metazoa; Chordata; Actinopteri; Beloniformes; Belonidae
Gene: styk1b
Product: serine/threonine/tyrosine kinase 1b
Exons: 10
Coding region: 325-1692 (455 amino acids)
Biological process (GO): protein phosphorylation; regulation of apoptotic process
Molecular function (GO): protein tyrosine kinase activity; ATP binding
Source: RefSeq, a predicted model, not a curated record
UAAACUAGGGGAGAGACAGUAAGGAGGAAGAAGGAAGGGGGAAAUAGGUGAGAAGGAUGUGGUUCAGAUGAGGAGGGCGGAGUUAAGAAAGCACAGGAGGUGGAAACUAGACAAACAGAGAGCAGCAAAUUGAUCCCCUGAGCCGGAGAGAUCACCUGAGAAAAACAAGACGGUGAGGAUCGGAACAGUGAAGCUGUAGUCAGCUGAGCUCAGGAGAGGAAGGUGUCUAACUGUGUGAAGGAUGGAAGCAGGACCCUGCAAUAACAGGACCUAACUUCUUAUUUAUUUUCUUUGAGUGACAAGAAUUCAUUGAAGGAUUUGAGGAUGUCUUCAGUAUCAGACGCAGAGCACGGCUGCAAGCAUGGAGACACCAUCUGUGAGAUCCGUGUGUAUGAGCAGGAGGUGAUCGUGGUGCCCAUCUUCCUGCUGGCCAGCUUCUUGGUCACACUGGUCUUCAUUCUGCUGCUGCGCUACUGCCCAGAGAGGGUUGAUCGAAUCCGCCCACAUACCUCAAAAUCCACUCCCAGGAGAGUGCUGCACGGCAUCGAUGCUCCCCCAGGUAUCAAUGUCUUGGAGCAUGAAAGCAUCGCCUUAGAUAUGCCCAACACCUACUCCACCUUCCAGCCCCCGAGAAACUACAUCACCAAAACCAUCUCUACUGGCGUGAGCAAUCCUGCGCUCAAAUCCAGCCCCCCAACCAGCCCCCCACCGCAGCCCUACGUGCCCAGUUUCACUCCUGUUGUCCAGCCCAGAGAGCUCCCCCGCCAGCGGCUGCCAGAGUCCUUCAACCUGGUCAGCCCUCUGACCGGUACCUUCUCCCUGCGCUCUGACACAUCUCUGUCGCUCUGCCGGGCUCGCAUGGAAAACAGGAAUGUGGUACUGCGGGUGCUAAAUGACUCAGCUGAUGCCACAGAGAGACACAACUUUCUGGGCUUUGCAUCUUUCCUGACCCAGCUUGGACCUCAUCCGUUCCUGCCAGAACUCCUCGGUGUGGUCUCACUCAGAGCGCCGCUGGUCACAGUAGUGGAGGAACUGGAAAACAGAGACCUGCUCAGCUUCUUGUGGCAAUGCAGACAGGACCGCGUGGAUUCUCCAUGUGAAAUGACGGAAAGACGAAUAUUCACCAUGGCCAACCAAGUAGCUUCUGCAUUGGAGUUCCUUCACAAGAAAGACGUCCUCCAUGGAAACAUUCGGGCCCGCAGCGUGCUGGUCAGUAAGGAGUUCACAGCCAAGCUCUGGGGCCUGCAUGGAGUUUACACCCGGAAGAACACGGGAGCUACUCAGAAGGACAAUCCCAGCAUGAAGAAGUGGCAGGCACCAGAGCUGCUGGUCAAGAGGCCCGCCAGUCAGAGCAGCGACAUCUGGUCCUUUGGGAUCUUACUGUAUGAAAUGGCAUCUUUGGGUGACGCUCCAUUUGCAGAGAUUCCAGUUAAUGAACUCCUGCAGUUUCAUCAAAGAGGAAAAAGCCUGAAAAAACAUCCCAACUGCUCCAACGCACUAAAUGCCCUCAUUAAAGCUUGCUGUCAGUGGAAGGACCAAGACCGGCCCUCCCUGGCUGAGCUGAGUCGAAAACUCGUUUCGGGAGAGAAGAGCGCCCCUGACAAAGUUCUCAAGGCAUCUGGGAAAAUCAACAUUGAGCAGUACCUGCAGGAGGCAGGAUACGGAGAAACCAGCAAUUACACUGUUUUUUGAUAAUUCCCUGGAAGAAAAACAACCACAAACAAUUGCACUAGCUUCUGGAUCCUCAAUGGUUCAUUUUUACAAACUGAUUCCAGGUGCAGUAUGGAUCCAAAGCACUUUCGGGAUUGAAAUGUUUCCAUUUGUAAAUUAUUCCCCUUUACAUUUAUGCAGCAGGUGGGGAUACAGUUCUGUUACUAAAUCUUGGGAACCCAGUAAUAUUUACAUUCAGGCAUCUCUUUCUUUGAGCAUUACCGAGGCUUUGAGUAAGCAGAAGUAGUUAUCUUUUUGCAACACACCAAGAUAAUGCAAACCUGAACAGAGAACAGCUGCCGCAGCCUAAAUCUGUGACUGAUGCUGUCCUUGCAUGAUGCUUUGCAAAUCUUCUUUCAAAAGGCCAAAGUAUGUAAACUGAUGUGAAAUACUGUUUAUCUAUGAAUAUUUGGUUUUCUUUUUUUAAAUAACGCAAUAUCAGGCAGAGUUCUUGAAGUCAAAGUUACCUUUUAAGUCAUUAAGGCUGUUAUAUCAGCAUGAAACGUGUUUACUCUGGAAGGUCAGUUCAGAUGGAUGUCUGUGAGCAGAACAUUAGCUCAAAUUGUUUACAUUAACUCGAAUCGGAAUUUAAAAAAACAAAAACAAAAAAAAAAGCCAAAGCUGAAGAACUUUUUUUUUUUUUUUUACUUUCAACUUGAUGUCCUGAGAAAUAAACACGCGAGUCCAGUAAAAAGUACUUUUCAUUGACAGUACUGCAUACAUGUAAGGAGUACUUCCUUCCAGCCCUUGAGAAAGUAAACCAUGAGGAAGGCCACUUCUCAGGUAGUUCAGUUGAUUAAAGCUACUCAAAGUGUCCCAUGAAAAAAUAAUUCUGUACUAUAAAAUAGAAAAGAUACAAAACUAAAGUUUUAACUGUUUAAAAAUAACUAAUAAAAAAAAUAUCA